Molecule: messenger RNA, 2238 nt
Organism: Thermochaetoides thermophila DSM 1495
Lineage: Eukaryota; Fungi; Ascomycota; Sordariomycetes; Sordariales; Chaetomiaceae
Exons: 3
Coding region: 1-2238 (745 amino acids)
Biological process (GO): mRNA processing
Cellular component (GO): spliceosomal complex
Molecular function (GO): mRNA binding
Source: RefSeq, a predicted model, not a curated record
AUGGCGUACAAUCCCUAUGGAGUGCCGCCCUAUGGGCCUCCUCCUACUUAUCCUGGCUAUCCGGGCGCGUCGCUUGCGCCCGGAAUGGUUCCUCCGCCAGGCCUAGGUCCUCCUCCAGGCAUGUCCUCUACUGCCCCUGGAAUUGCACCGCCCCCUGGUGUCCAGCCGCCCACUAGUACCCAAGCUAAUCGACCAAGCGGGCUCCCGCCGUCCUUUCAACCGCCCCCCAAUCUGCCAAACAUCAAUUUCAAUGCACCCGUAAUUCGCCUCGGAGCGAGCUUGCCAUCGAAAUCGGGUUCCUCCACUAGCGAACGCAAAGAUAGCCAUGCCGCUACGUCAACACGCCCCGGGUUGGGAGCAGAUCGUCUCGACCAGUCACGCUCCAAAACAGAAACAGUCCAGGCGUUGAUACCGCCCACGGCAGAAGAGCGUCUGCGCACGAUCUUUAUCCAUAAGAUCCCCGAGGGUGUUGGCGGUGAUGAAGGCAUCCAGAAGUUACUCAAGACUGUGGGCAAGCUCAAGCGGUGGGACUCGGGUCAGUCGCACCUAUCGGAUCACAAGGGGGCUUUAUUUGGGUUCGCACAGUACGAGGAUCCCGAAUCGCUAGCUGCUGCAGUUGAGUUACUCAAAGACAUCGAGGUGCCCGUGAAGAAGCAAACUCCGACCGAAACCCCGCCCGCUGAUGAAGAUGACAAGUUCGAGAACAUCGAGAAAGUGAAGCUUAAGGUUGAGGUCGAUGCGAGCACCAUCAAGUACCUCGAGUCGUGGAAAGAAACCACGGGCGAAGAUGCCGGCGUCCAGGCUCGCUUGGGCGAGUCCAGGCUAGCCCUCAAACAGUUUAUUCGCGAACUAUUCUACCCUCGUGUGCAGACUGGAGCGGAUCCUGAUGGAGAUACAGCAAUGGGCAAUGCACCCAACGGUCCCGGUGAGAAUGUUGAAGUCAUCAACAUCCCCUUGGCUCCCGAAGACGAACUUGCAGAUAUCCCCGCUGAAAUGCGUGCGACGGUGGCUGCUGAGAUUGCAGCAUUCAGGGAGCGGAGCAAUCGGAGAGAUCUGGAGCGGCUAAAGAGGGAAGAAGAGUACGAAGAGAUGGAGCGUCAGCGGAACGGCGCGCCCCGCAAGUCCCGUUUGGACUCGCCUCCGGCGGGUAAUUCUAACAUGGUCCCUCUUGGACCUCGAGGCAGUAGUUCCAAUGCGCAAUCUGGUCCUCGGUUUGUCAAUGGCACGGCCAAUGGACAAGCUCCACAAUGGCCUGACGACGACGACACGGACGCCGACGACGAAGAGCUGUACGAGAGGGAGCUGGCUAAACAGAGAGCUGAGGAAGAGAAGCUGUACCUGGAAGCUGAGAGGAAGUGGGUCAACCGCGAGCGCCAACGUACUGCUGCCCUAGAGAGAGAGAGGGAACGUGAGAAGGCAGAAACCGAGGGCUAUGCUAGGAGAAGAGAAGAGCAGCUUGAGAGGGAUAAGAGUUGGGAUGAUGAUCGGGAAGCGGCGCGUAAGGGACACCUUUACUACCGGGAUCACGGUCAGUGGAUUCGAGAGCGCACUGCAUUCCGGGCAGCAGAGGCGGCAAGAGAUGAGAUGGACCGCCACGCCGAAGAAGAGGAGCUGCGUAGGGCUGAGGCCGAGCUCGAGCAAGCGAGGGAUAUGGCCGACUCCUUCUUGGAGCGGCAAGCCCAAGAGAUGGAGAGCAAGCCUGCAGCGCCAGCGGCACCCCAACGUGUCACCAUUUCGUUUGGCGCUGCCGCCCAGAAGGCGGCUCAGCGUGCAACAGCACGGCGUACCGUCGCUGAAGUCGAAGGCCUGCUCGACGACGAAGAGCAGGAGCAAACGACCAAGCGGCAACUUGUGCCAAUCAAGUUUGAACCCAUCACCGACACGAAGGCCAUGUCCGAAGAAGAUAUUCAGAAUGCUAUUCGUGCUCUCGCACACGAGAUUCCGGUCGACCGAGAUGGUCUUUGGAAUUGGGAGGUCAAGUGGGAUUACCUGGAGGAGUCGGUCAUCCGCGAGAAACUGCGCCCGUUCGUCGAGAAAAAAGUGGUCGAGUACCUGGGUGUACAGGAGCAGUUUUUGGUCGACGUCGUGGAGGAGCACGUGCGCAAGCACAAGAAGCCGGCCGAGUUGGUCGAGACUCUCAGCGAGGCGCUGGACGAGGAUGCGGAGGACAUGGUCAAGAAGCUGUGGAGGAUGGUCAUCUUCUUUACCGAGUGCGAGAAACGUGGCUUGCCCGCGUAG